GAGGUAGUUAGUUCAAAGGUCAGGUCAAACAUGCCGGUGAGUGGGACGGUGUAAAGUGACAGAGAGUUCGCUUCCCAUUCAUUUGUACAGCAGAUUCCAGCAAAGUAAGAUGGCCAAGAGGAAGCUCAUCAUUGAUGUGGACACUGGUGUGGAUGAUGCUCAGGCCAUUAUGAUGGCAUUGGCUUGCCCUGACGUUGAUGUGCUGGCCAUCACUUGUGUGAAUGGAAAUACGAUGUUGGACCAAGUAUACAUUAAUACACUGAGGGUACUCAAGACAUGUGAUAGGAUGGAUAUCCCAGUUUACAAAGGGACAUACAAGUCCUUGAUUGGGCAUGACUUGUCGAGUGAAGGUCAGCGUUACCAUGGUAGUGAUGGGUUGGGGGAUUGUCCAGAAGCAGAACCCCCUUAUCCUAACCUGAUUCAAACAGAACAUGCUUCCAUAGCCCUUUUAAAACUUGUCAAUAAGUACCCAGGUGAAAUCACACUAGUCACACUAGCUCCUUUGACCAAUAUUGCAGUUGCUUUGAGAUUAGAACACAACUUCACAAAAAAGCUGAAAGAACUCUUCAUAAUGGGUGGAAACAUUGAAGGUGUGGGGAAUGUGACUACUAGUGCGGAGUUCAACUUCUGUACUGAUCCAGAGGCAGCCAACGUGGUGCUGAAUGAAGUUAGCUGUCCAACCUACUUGGUGGGUUGGGAAGUCUGCUUGAGACAUGCUCAAAACUGGGACUGGUAUGAAAAGGUCAUAGAACGAGAGACAAAGAAGGCCAAAUUUGUGGAAUCCAUCAUGAGAAGUACCAGGGAGCGUAAUAAGAAUGUGAUAAAAAGACCAUUCCACUCCUGUGACAGUCUUGCCAUGGCAGUGGCCUUAAGACCAGACAAAAUCGAAGAGUCAGCUCUCCACUACUGUACUGUUGAAUGCCGUGGAGAACUGACCAGGGGGCAGAUGGUCAUUGAUCACAGAGGAUUAUUAAAAAAAGAUAAAAAGAUAAAAGUUGUGACAAAAUUUGAUGUCAGAAUUUUCCGCGAGCUAUAUGAAGCUCUUUUCAAUUGACUACUGUAGUUAGGUACAUUUUGCUUCUACGUAAGAACGUUUUUGAAGUCUGCCCAUCUCCUUUAGUCUAUUGAGAUUUCACUAGGUAUGAAAUGUGUAUGACCAUUUUCAUUAAUCAUUUCGAAAUUCCACCAGUUUACUUAACUGUAGAUAAAUACUCAACCACAAUUAUGUUAAACUGAUUUUUCAAGGAUGAUUAACUAACAGGGCAAUUCUAAAAAUUCUGCCAGUGAUUGAAUUAUUUCUACAUCUGAAAACCAUUUCAUUUUAAAAUUCACCAAAUGCUUGAUUACAAAAUAAACUCAAAUACAUGAGGGUUAUGGAUGUAAAAAUUAAUAUGUAUUUUAAGAAAGCAUGUUGAACCAAGUGAUUCAGGUUCACAAAUCUUUGAUUCUGUACUGCCAUAUUCCAUAGCAGUUUGGUUUGUUUGUGCUAAGUAUAGCAAAAAAAGAACCAAAUUUGCCCUAUGAUUGUUACAAGGGCACCUGAUUGUACUGACAGACCGCAAUUAUGUCUUUUCAUCUGGUUUAAGUAUACCCUGUAAAGUCACUUGGGAAUUAAGACAUUUCCAUUUAAUACAUCUAGUUACAACAAAAUUUUAAUUACAAGUUUGAUCAGUGAUCCUCAUAAUGUUAAGCCUACCUAUCUCGCUAUAUCUUAUCAUUGGCACUGAAAUAUAAACCAGUCACCAAUGCAUUUCAAAUAGUAUUUCAAAGUAUGACAAGACAGUGUGGUUAUAAACUGUGUACUCCUAGUAUUUGAGUUUUCUAUUCUGUUGGACUUGAGAUGGGAGUAAUUGAAUUUUUUUUCGAAUAUGACACAGUGCAGUAUUUCUGCAUUAGGGGUUACAAAAUUGGAGUCCUCAGACGUGUGUUCCAGUUUGCAGCUCUUCUAUUUAUACUUAUGUAAGUUAAUUGUGUAGCAUGAUGUCUAAAAGCAUAUUAACAUACCAAAAAAUUAAUGAUAAUUAUCUACUGUGGUUAGUAUGUCAGCGAUUAUUCUAUUCACAUAAUUUUGAGUAAAUCCCAUUGUUAAGCCUUUGAUAAUAGAUACAUGUCUAUCAAUGAAAACUGGGGUAGAUUACUGCUACAGAGAAAUUAAUGUUAUUUCAGUUGAAACUUGGAUACAACACCAAGGAUAUACAUUAUAUCAAAAGCUUAUUUAUAUCACAAACUUAUUGUCUCAAAAACUUUAUGAAUAUAUUUUAGUCACGUUUCAUGCCUUUUAAUUCAUUGAAAAUACGGUAUAUUCAAACUUAUUUUUUCAGAAUUUGUAAAGUCGUCU
This is a messenger RNA of Lingula anatina, 2338 nucleotides long. Its product is annotated as nucleoside hydrolase. Gene Ontology annotation, molecular function: hydrolase activity, hydrolyzing N-glycosyl compounds. The record is from RefSeq and is a predicted model, not a curated record. Lineage: Eukaryota; Metazoa; Brachiopoda; Lingulata; Lingulida; Lingulidae.